UUCUUCCGGUCCCAUGGGACCUGUAUCCCUCUGGAGACUGAAAUGGGAGAGUUGAAUGAAAAAUGCAAACCUGAAUAAUAGAUGAGUGAAACCUUAUACACUGUUUGAACCUAAUUUCUAUUGUAAGCAUGUAGGGAAUAAGCUGUAAAUAUAGACUUAGGAAUUGUAAUAUCACAAUAGACAUUCAACUUCUUAUAAUAUUCUUGGUCAUACAUGAUUCGAGUUGGUCAUACAUGAUUCGAGGAAUUAUUCCAUAUUGGUUUUCAAUUUUUAUGAAAAAUAUAUACCAACUUUCUAUAUUAUGCAGUCAAUCUACAGCUGUACACUAGCCGAAAGCAUUUGAUUAUCCACUCUAUAGGCAAACUAUUCCUGCAUUCUUUGAUCAAAUGAGGGUAGACCUUACUAGAAAUUACUUCUUCAGAUAUUUGCAGAUAAAAGAUGACCACGUUGACCUAUGUUGGACAGGUCCUUCAAAAUAUGCCCAACGUCAAGCAAACUUAUACCCCUAAAUGACACAUUUUAAUCAGUUAACCAGCCCUCCACAAUAUGUUUCAAAGCUGAAAGGAAGGAGGCACUGCUAUUCUACUGAAUGUAAGUAUUAACGUUUAUUAAAACAUUUUUGCUUCCGCAUUGGCACGAAAACUUGAUACAGUUCCAGCACAAUUGUCUUCACACAAGCAAAACUCUGGAGUGGGGUUCUACUUUGGAAGUUAGCGCUUGGAGCUAUCGAUGUCUGCAAGUUUACAAAACUAAAUAAUCUAGAACUUGAGUCUUCUUCAAUAUGUCUCAGAAAAUGUUGUGUAAUGUAAACAAGCCCUCAAUGGUAAGUCGCUGGGAAUGUGUUUGUGAGUACCAACUCCAGUUCCUGUUCCGCCUCCACUCGGAGCCUUGAACCAUUGUUAUUUGCUAAAAUUAAAAUGACAAAAACUUUAUUUUGUAAAGUCCCAUCCACAAUGCCAACUUUGAAUUGAAGGUAAUCAUAGCUCAUAUAUGCUGUGCACAACAACCUGGGUGAAGAGAUCACAUGCCAAAUUGCAAAUGUUAAUGCUCCCGGGAUCCAAAAAUACUUGUGUGAAUAAGCGCCGAUGCUGUAGGGUGCGUAUAAAAAAUAUGUUUUCGCUGCAGCUGUAUGACAUGCCACCAGUGGUAGAUAAUGUGGCCAACUUUUUCUAAUGUAAUACUUUAAGUGGGAUAGCAUCCUACCAAACAAAUUACACAACUGGAUGUCAGUGAAAUCUAUUUUUGAUUGAAAUGCCUUUCCUCAGGCUAGCUGGAGUAAUGCAGCUGUCCGCCGAAUGUGAGGGAAGCUACAAACGUUAGUGCAGCCAAUAUCAGGGUGACUGUUAACCAACCAGCCAGGAAAUAGACCUUAGAAAACCUCUCUACAUGUGUUCCUGCCACCUGGGACCCUUAAAUCCCAGUGCUGCUAUUGUUCAGCGUCCCAUUGUGACACAGCUAAACAGCAGCGGAGAGGCCAUCUUCCUUGGUGACACACAGCCCAGAUGCACUCCUCCUUCCAUUUCCCAACCAAUGCAGCACUGAUAUGCAUCCUCUGCCUAUUUGAAUGUGUUGAGUUUGAGAUAGUUUGAGACAAUUCAGAAAAGUAGGAAAACCAACGAUAUUCUAAAAACAAUGCUGCACAUCCACGGGCAUGUUUUGGACUAUAACAGAUGUUUAAUAAGACUCACUUCAUUUGGAUAUAAUGAUGGAGCUAGUAAAUGGAUCCAGAUGUUAGAAAGGUAAAAAAAAGAGGCACCAGAUUGCAUUGGGGUUGGAGUGUUGGGCUAGUUACCAAAAGGUAAAAGCUAUUGUUGUGCCCCUGAACAGGUCACAUAUGAAAAUUCUUAUUGCUUGUGUAAAGUGCUCUGGAUGAGACAUAAGCUAUUAUUUACUAUAACAGCUUAUGUCAUGUAUACCAAUAUUGUUCAUUCAUAGUGUGAAUAGAAAGAAAACAUAGGAUGUUGUGGGCCCUCUGGAAAGUCCUAAAAUAUGCCCAUGACUGCAGUGAUGAAAGGGGACAAAGUAUGUAUGAGAAAGUUGCUCAUAGUUGAAGUCACCUGUAACCUGUAGGCUAACUUCGAAACACUCAGUUAUUUUUUUCCAGGAUUCAUUUAAAAACUUACAUUGAUCAAAUUGAAAUGGGCUGAUAGUCUUCACUGCAGGUCUUCUGACCCAUCAAAAAAGGUUUAGUAGGCCUAACUUAGCAGGUAUUGUUAUCCAGAACACCUUCUCUACUUAGGUAUUUGAUGAUGAUCUACCUUUAAUAAAAACAAAUGGGCAUUAUACUCUUUGUCCCAUUAAUUUCUGUGGGCGAAUUAGGUAACAUUGUAUGCAGCUGUUUAAAAAUGUUUGAUUUAAAUGUUUGUUUUUCCCCCUCUAUGCGAGGAACUGAUUUUGUUCCUCCCUAUCAACAACGUAGUUAAGUAAAUAUUUUUUCCCGAGUUCAACUUAGAAAACUGUCAUCCAUGUUUCGUGACAUUAUAUACUCUCAACUAGUUUGAAAAAUCGCUUUCUUAACCGCAAUACCUGGGGGGGAAGACUGACUAACCACAUGCCUUUGUUGAAUGUUGAUGAAAAACGUGUUCAUGUCGAGAUCUAACGAGUUUCAAUGCUCAACUUUUCCGUAAGCCUACAUCGUUCUGCUACUAAAUAUUAGCAAAUAGCUAGCAACAUUAGCCGCGGUAGGACUUAUAGUGGACUCUAAGCAUAACUUGACACAUUGUUGACAAACCACUGGAGAGAACAUUUUCUUAGGUGUCCGGGUGUGACUGACACACGCAUGCACCCGCAUAGCAACGUUCACAGCUUCGUGUUGUAUUUCUCGUCUCAUAUUGAAAUAUGUUGGCUAUUUAAAUUGAAUCCACCUCGGUGUACUACUGUGAUACACGUGGAUGCAUCGUGGACAGCAUGUCUAUCACCAAGGGCAGCCCUACAUAUAUAGCAGAAUUGUAUGACAGACGACCUCCUCUGUGAAGCCAUUACGCGAAGGACUCGAUGGGACUGGAAAGUUAAGAGACCUAAUUCCCCAACACUCAAUAGCAACUUGAGCCUGAAUAAGACCAGCAUUGGCGGCACUGAAACUUUGAGAUUACUGGUAAGAUCUGCCACCCCGUAUUGAACUGCCAAAACGGACAAGUACGGUGACUUGAGUCGCCAAGCAUGGAAGAACUUGCCCGUGAGAGUAUCAGUCUUUUGGCAAGGUCUGCGUCGCACGCGGAUCCCCCCCGGCUCGGUUCGUUUGGUGCCAUUUUCAUCAUGCUCAAAUCUGCCCUCGGCGCAGGACUUCUCAACUUCCCGUGGGCGUUUGAGAAGGCGGGAGGAGUGAAUACAGCCAUCAGUGUGGAACUGGUGGCACUAGUGUUCCUGAUGAGCGGACUGAUAAUCCUGGGUUAUGCCUCGUCCGUCAGCAGACAGAACACCUAUCAGGACGUUGUGCGGGAAGUGUGCGGCGGGGCCAUUGGCAAGCUGUGUGAGGUCUGCUUCUGCUUCAACCUCUUCAUGAUCUCUGUGGCCUUCCUAGUAGUGGUGCAGGACCAGCUGGACAAACUGUGUGUGUCUCUGUAUGAGGCGGUGACUGGCUCCAUUGAGGGUGAGAUGCCGUACAAUUGGUACACAGACAAACGCUUCCACCUCUUCAUCAUGUGCCUCAUCUUCAUCCUCCCUCUCUCCAUUCCUAAAGAGAUUGGAAUCCAGAAAUACACCAGUGUGAUUGGCACUCUGGCCGCUACAUAUCUGUGUGUGGCUGUCAUUAUCAAAUACUACAUGAUGGAUGAACAUUUGGCUGUCAUCACCCCAGUGCACAGUGAUGGAAUAGAUUCACUGGCAUCAAUGUUCAGUGUGGUUCCCACCAUCUGUUUUGGCUUCCAGUGCCAUGAGGCAUGUAUAGCCAUCUACAGCAGCAUGGAGAACAAGAAGCUCUCCCACUGGGUCAUGAUCUCUGUGAUCUCCAUGCUCUUCUGCCUGCUCAUUUACACCCUCACAGGCAUCUUUGGCUUCCUGACGUUUGGGCACACAGUGGCGGCUGAUAUUCUGAUGUCAUAUCCUGGGACUGAUGUCGUCAUGAUCAUUUCCAGGCUUCUGUUUGGGAUCUCAAUCAUCACCAUCUAUCCUAUUAUUCUUCUACUGGGAAGGUCUGUCAUAUUGGACCUGAUAUUGCGCUUUCGUCGUCGCCGGCGGGGUGGGGUCACAAACGCGUUUGAGAAUCGAUGCCGUGUGAUUUUGACUGUCAUGUGGAUCACAGUGACCCUACUCAUCGCCAUGUUCGUCCCUGACAUGAGUGAGGUCAUCAGCGUUAUCGGAGGAAUCAGUGCCUUCUUCAUCUUUAUCUUCCCUGGACUUUGCCUUGUAUUCAUAAUGCAAUCAGAGCCUUUGUCCCAUAAAGUCAGGGUUGUAUGCUCUGUGUGGGGAGUGAUUACUGUAAUCGUUGGAGCCUUCAUCUUUGGACAGAGCACUACCAUUGCUGUAAUGGAGCUUUUCCACAAAUUCUGACCACCUUAAUCACAGCACUAUCAUCUUGGACAGCGUCAAUAUAAUUCCAACAACGUCAUCAUGGUAGUUCCCAGGCCUGUUCGUGGCUCAUCCUAGUUUAAAAGUUGAUGUUAACGGGAGUGUGAAGUGUAUAAUAUAAUGUUAGCUUUACUCAAGAUACAGUAUGGAGCUACGGUCCUUGUUUUGUUUUCAGAAAUUGUUUUAAAGGUGUGCUUACAUUGUACUGUAACCGCUAAAGCUCAAAAGGAAUGUGUCUAUAUUUGCAUGGGGAAAAUUAUCUAAAUAUUUAUUCAUGCAUGGACAUAUGUUUGUUCUUGAAUAAUUAUUAGUGGUCUAAAUGAAACAAUUUUAAAUCACAAACUG
Esox lucius (northern pike) is the source of this 4851-nucleotide messenger RNA. It is a transcript of the gene slc38a8b, whose product is annotated as solute carrier family 38 member 8b. The record is from RefSeq and is a predicted model, not a curated record. Gene Ontology annotation, biological process: amino acid transmembrane transport. Lineage: Eukaryota; Metazoa; Chordata; Actinopteri; Esociformes; Esocidae. Gene Ontology annotation, molecular function: amino acid transmembrane transporter activity. The coding region runs from base 3160 to 4488 and encodes 442 amino acids. The transcript is spliced from 10 exons.